Messenger RNA from Centropristis striata (black sea bass), 3897 nucleotides. RefSeq names its product NLR family CARD domain-containing protein 3-like. The record is from RefSeq and is a predicted model, not a curated record. Lineage: Eukaryota; Metazoa; Chordata; Actinopteri; Perciformes; Serranidae. Gene Ontology annotation, molecular function: protein binding. Bases 36 to 3053 code for a protein of 1005 amino acids. The transcript has 6 exons.
UUUUUAUCUUUUGGACAUUUUCAGGGAGAGAAAAGAUGGCGACACCUAAAGAGGUGCUCUUAAGAACUUUAGAAGAUUUGGGAGCCGAGGACUUCAAAAAAUUCAAGUGGUACCUGCAGCAGCAGGAAGUCCUCGAAGGCCUCCCAGCAAUCCCAAAGAGUCGACUGGAAGGUGCAGACCGGAUGGACACAGUGGAUCAGAUGGUUCAGAAUUAUUGUUUAAACACGAUUAAAGUGACCAGAACAGUUUUAGUGGAAAUUAAUCAGAAUGAACUUGUGAAGAAAUUAUCUAACACCACCUUUGAACCUGCAGAGAUUCUUGCUGUGUGCCAAAGAAAACUCAAAUGCAACUUACAAAGGAAGUUCCAGUGUGUGUUUGAAAAAAUCACCAAAGCAGGGGUCAAUUCUACUCUUCUGAAUCAGAUCUACACAGAGAUCUACAUCUCAAUGGAAGAAACUGCAGAGGUCAACAUGGAGCAUGAGGUCAGACAGAUUGAAACAGCAUCCUGGAAACCAGACAGACCAGAAACAAGAAUCAGACCAGAAGACAUCUUUAAAGCCCUACCUGGAAGAGAUAAACCAAUCAGAAGAGUGCUGACAAAGGGAGUGGCUGGCAUUGGGAAAACAGUCUUAACACAGAAGUUCACUCUGGACUGGGCUGAAGACAAAACCAACCAGGACAUCCACUUCACAUUUCCAUUCACUUUCAGAGAGCUGAAUGUGCUGAAAGAGAAAAAGUUCAGCUUGGUGGAACUUGUUCAUCACUUCUUUCCUGAAACCAAAGAAGCAGGAAUCUGCAGGUUUGAAGAGUUCCACGUUGUGUUGAUCUUUGAUGGUCUGGAUGAGUAUCGACUUCCUCUGGACUUCCACAACACUGAGAUCCUGACUGAUGUCACAGAGUCCACCUCAGUGGAUGUGCUGCUGACAAACCUCAUCAGGGGGAAACUGCUUCCCUCUGCUCGCCUCUGGAUAACCACACGACCUGCAGCAGCCAAUCAGAUCCCUGCUGAUCCCUGUGUUGUCAUGGUGACAGAGGUCAGAGGGUUCACUGACCCACAGAAGGAGGAAUACUUCAGGAAGAGAUUCAGAGAUGAGGAGCAAGUCGGCAGAAUCAUCUCCCACAUCAAGACAUCACGAAGCCUCCACAUCAUGUGCCACAUCCCAGUCUUCUGCUGGAUCUCUGCUGGAGUUCUGGAGAAGCUGAUGAAAACCAGAGAGAGAGGAGAGCUGCCCAAGACCCUGACUGAGAUGUACAUCCACUUCCUGGUGGUUCAGACCAAACUGAAGAACAUCAAGUAUGAUGGAGGUGCUGAGAGAGAUCCACACUGGAAUCCAGAGAGCAGGAAGAUGAUUGCGUCUCUGGGAAAACUGGCUUUUGAUCAGCUGCAGAAAGGAAACCUGAUCUUCUAUGAUUCAGACCUGACAGAGUGUGGCAUCGAUGUCACAGCAGCCUCAGUGUACUCAGGAGUGUUCACACAGGUCUUUAGAGAGGAGAGUGGACUGUACCAGGACAGGGUGUUCUGCUUUGUCCAUCUGAGUGUUCAGGAGUUUCUGGCUGCUCUUCAUGUCCAUCUGACCUUCAUCAGCUCUGGAGUCAAUCUGAUGGCAGAAGAACAAACAACCUCCUGGUUACCUAACGUCUUCAGAGACAAACCUAAAAUAAAACAUCUCUACCAGAUUGCUGUGGACAAGGCCUUACAGAGUCCAAAUGGUCACCUGGACUUGUUCCUCCGCUUCCUCCUGGGUCUUUCUCUGGAGACCAAUCAAAGACUCCUACGAGGUCUGCUGACACAGACAGGAAGUAGCUCAGAGAUCAAUCAGAAAACAGUUCAGUACAUCAAGAAGAAGAUCAGUGAGGAUCUGUCUGCAGAGAGAAGCAUCAACCUGUUCCACUGUCUGAAUGAACUGAAUGAUCGUUCGCUAGUGGAGGAGAUCCAACAUUCCCUGAGAUCAGGAAAUCUCUCCACAGAUAAACUGUCUCCUGCUCAGUGGUCAGCUCUGGUCUUCAUCUUACUGUCAUCAGAAACAGAUCUGGACGUGUUUGACCUGAAGAAAUACUCUACUUCAGAGGAGGCUCUUCUGAGGCUGCUGCCAGUGGUCAAAGCCUCCAACAAAGCUCUGCUGACCUCCUGUAAGCUCUCAGAGAGAAGCUGUGAAGCUCUGUCCUCAGUCCUCUGCUCCCAGUCCUCUAGUCUGAGAGACCUGGACCUGAGUAACAAUGACCUGCAGGAUUCAGGAGUGAAGCAGCUGUCUGUUGGACUGAAAAGUCCCCUUUGUGAACUGAAAAUGCUAAGUCUGUCAGGCUGUCUGAUCUCAGAGGAAGGCUGUUCUUCUCUGGCCUCAGCUCUGAUCUCCAACCCCUCCCAUCUGAGAGAGCUGGACCUGAGCUACAAUCACCCAGGAGACUCAGGAGAGAAGCAGCUGUCUGCUCUACGAGAGGAUCCACACUGCAGACUGGAGAAUCUCAGGGUGGACCAUGGUGGAGAGCACAGGUUAACACCUGGUCUGAGGAAGUAUUUCUGUCAACUCACACUGGACACAAACACAGUAAACAGAGGACUCAAACUGUCUGAAAACAACAGGAAGGUGACACGUGUGACAGAGGAACAGUCAUAUCCUGAUCAUCCAGAGAGAUUUGGCUUCUCUCCUCAGCUGCUGUGUAGAGAUGGUCUGACUGGUCGCUGUUACUGGGAGGUCGAGUGGAGCGGAAGAGUUCACAUAGCAGUGAGUUACAGAGGAAUCAGAAGAAAAGGAAAAAGUGAUGACUGUGUGUUUGGAAGAAAUGAUCAGUCCUGGAGUCUGGACUGCUGUGAUGGUGGUUACUCUUUAUGGCACAGUUACAGAAAGACCGUCCUUGUUCACUCCUCCUCCUCCUCCUCUUCUGGUAGGGUAGCAGUGUAUGUGGACUGUCCUGCAGGCUCUCUGUCCUUCUACAGAGUCUCCUCUGACACACUGAUCCACCUCCACACCUUCAACACCACAUUCACUGAACCUCUUCAUCCUGGGUUUCGGCUCUGGUCACUUGGUUCCUCAGUGUCUCUUCCUGUCCUGUAGUCUAAACAAUGGGCAAGGCAUCACUCUGGUUAACAUUUGGCUCACUUAUUGUACACAAAACGUUCAGCCCUGAGGAGACAAUUUCUACAUUCCAGGACAAUUACAUUUCUGACUAUAAAGGCACAAACUGUGUUGACUUAAAUAUUCAGUAUAAUAAAGUUUUCUUAGAGCAGCAUCUUGUUGCUGCAUGUCAUUCAGUUCAGUUAAAGCUGCAGGAGUUUAUGUUUCAGUCCCACCUAACAAAUUCAGGAGACUUGAGAAUUAAAAAACACCAAUUGCAGAUAUACAGCAAAUUAAAUCCAGUGUAUUUAAUGAAGUUGACUACCUUACUUUGUUGAGCAGGUCCCUCCUCAGCCCUAUCAAGCACACCCAUACCUGGUUAAUCCAAGUUGUCCUUUUUAUUUUUUUGUUUUCUUCACGAAAACCACUUAAUCACAUGCUUGGUCAUUGGUCUUAAAAGUUAGACUAAUACUGUAUUCAAUGUCAGCAAAGAAUUGCUUCCCAAUGGAUCAGUUGUUCUCCAGCCAUCAUAUUCCUGCAGUUGAUGGAGCCUCCUUUAAAAUGGCAGCCACAGUGAUGACAGUGACAGACGUUGUUGCACAUAUUGUAAAUAUCUUCUUAAAGAGCAGUCGUGGGAGCUGUAGGGGGGAGCAGUGCUUUUUUUCUCAUGUUUUGUGAUUUAGGUGGUGAGUUAAGCUGACUGUUUUUUCUUUAGUUUCUUUUGAGUUUCUAGGUAAGAAUUAAAAUGAGAUUUUGUUUGUUGUGUUGGUCAUGCUGUCUAUUUUCCUUGAGUUAUGUAAAUAAAUGGACUCUGAAUGAACUGCAUCUGUUGUGGCAUUGAUCA